AACACCCACAAUAAACAAACGUCUCACUGGUAGAGUUUUAUUUGCAACGUAUCAGCAGCUAGACUAAUACAGACUUAAGAACUCCAAGGAACAAGACGUGCAGAUUGUUCCUCACAAGUCCAUGAAAAACAACUGGAAUCUUGACUAUGUUCCUCAGAAUUUUCAAAAAUAACUUUUUUUUUUUUUUUUCUUGAUGCAAGCACACAGCAAGGAAUUUAUGUUUGAAUGUUUCUCUUGGUGGAUACAAAUUUCAUGUUUGCUGAAGUGCAGCGUUAAGGUUUUGAGAUGCGAUGUGUUCUUUGACAGCUGAGCAACAUGCUGAUGAUCUAAGACAAGAAUCGGGGCACGUUCACCCUUCUGCCCUGAACACUGGGAGAGAUGCGCACAUGGAACUCAAACUGUUCUGGACCCUGAGCCGACAGAGAGGUGGUGCUCCCCAAUGAGAUGCCAGAGUCCUGUGUGUGUGUGUGUGUGUCCAAUGAGGUGGUUGCUCCCGUGGGCUGACCUCAGGGACUGUGGCACAGCAUGCUCCAGCACAGGCAUGUCCAGGAGUUCUGUCUUGGUCCUCCAGCUCUCAAAGAGGCCCUGAUAUCCAGCAACGCUUUCCUGAAGGAUCUUUACUCCUGCACAUAUUCUCACUCUGAGAGGCUCUUCUUAUCUGAGGCAUACAAUCCCAACAGAGUGCUGUUUCAGACUCUCCUGAUAAGGACACCAUUUGAUUGGAUUGUCAGCCAUCCUGAAGAGCCUCAAGACUUUGAAAGCUUCUACAACUCCACACAAUGGCACCAAUGUAACUCCAGUAGGAAGAAGAUAUAUCUGCAGCCCAUAGAUGUGGAGGAACUGAAGCAGGGAGCAGGGAUUUCAUUUUUGGAUGACCUUAAGUCUUACCUUGAGGCCUUUUUUCUGGGCUUCCCUGUGAUGUCUCUUCCAUCCAUAUCCACAUCUUCCAUGAAGUGCCGUUUUCGUCAGAAUGAACUCUCCUGCAAAGUCCAGCUCCACACAGAUUCCAUCUUAAGACACCUUCAGCAACUAAAGCCCAUUGAUGCAUUCUGCAUGCUUGGGCUUACCUUCAUUGACCUCUACCCUUGUGACACUUGGAACUAUACCUUUGGGAAGUCAGCAUGUGAACUAGGAGUGGGAGUGUGCAGCUUCUCCAGGCUCUUAGGAGGGCUCAGCACAGUAGAGGAAUCUGGGAUGGCUGAGCGGGCAGCGUUGGUGAUGGAGGGGGCUGGUGGCAGACAUGACAGGCGAGCUCGGCCUGCGCAGCCCCACGCUCUCACUGCGACUGAACUGCUGCAGUGCUGCAAGGUUGUCAGUCAUGAGGUGUGUCGCUUAGCGGGGCUGCAGAACUGUCGCUGGCUGCGCUGCAUCAUGCAAGGAGUGGCCAGCCCCGAGGAGUCACUGCUCCGGCCCAUGCACCUCUGCCCCAUCUGCCUAAGGAAGCUGCACUACGCGCUGGGCUUCAGCCUGCUCCAGAGAUACAGAAGACUCCAGGCAUGGUGUCAUCAUAUUGCUUUCACUUGGACCCCUAGAGGAAGGACCAGGCACGUUUCUACAGAGAUUGACUACCACCUCAGCUGUGACAUAGGAGUAGAGGGCACACCCCAGCCUGUGUCAGCCACCCUGGAGCUUAGCAUCCCAGCAGUAUCAGUCUCCCAAAACAGGCUCCAUGGUGAGGGAUCAGGCGCUGGCGCCCCUCUCCCUCCUGCCGCCAGGACCCAAGGAGAGGGGCUGGCAGCUAUGUCCGGGGUGGAGCUCUACGCUGACCUCCUGGGGGACUAUGAGGCCUGGCUGGACUCCUGCAUGAGGGCGCUACAGGUGGAGGUGCCCGAGGAUGAGCUCUCUCAGCUGGAUCGUCUGGUGGAUGCCAUGAAAGCGCCCAGAAUCCACCCAGCCCGGGCACCCUCCCUCAGGGCCUCUCUGGAGCCGCCCAGAGAGGAGUGGAGCGUGAAGAGAGUCGUUGGACAGAAGUUUGCCCAGCUGCUGAGGAAGCUGAGAUUCAGGCAGCUGAGGACAGAUCACUCACACGAUGACAGCGAAGAUUGACAGCAUGACGAAUAGCCCUGACAGUAAGCCCUCUUAAAAAAUAUCAGUCAACUGAGGGUGUCAAAGCCCUCAAAGUGCUGAAAAGGAAUGAGAAAGGCAGGGAACCAUGUGAGGAGGAGUGAAACAGCACCGCAGUGGUUUAAUCCAAGAAUCAUACUCUGUUUCCCCGUGUUCACAUUAUUGACGGCACCAUUAUGUGGCCUAGUCCGUCAGCUAUGCAGUCAAGCUCAGAAUAAUUGUUCUCCGCAUGCCAGCAAUUUCACAUUCAAAUCCCUCUGGCUCUUUUUACCAGGUCAACAGAUGCACUUUUAAUGAGAUUAACUCCAGCACAGUCUACAAAGACAGUAAUAUGUUUGUCACCAGUAUUACAGAACCAUAUCUAUAAAGGCUGUAAACCUUUGUAACACUGUGCCUACCAAAGUCAUUGGAAAGGUUUAUUUUUUCUCAGUCAUUUCCAAUGGCCAGUGAAUGAAAUGUAAUUAUGAAUGUUUCAGUUGUACAAGAUAACUUAAUAUAUUAGUAUAUUAGUAGUUCCAAUACAAUAUUCCAGUGUUCUACAAGUAAUUAAAUCUGAAAAAACAGUUCUGAUGUUAUCAAAGUAAAAAUGACCCAUGACCAAUUGGAUGCAUUGUCCAUAAUUAGUGGUAUUUGCAUAUGUAUGAGUACACGUAUAGAUUUCAUGCAAAUAAACGCAAAGAAUUACCAAGGGGUACCAAUGAGGUGCCACAACCAAA
Molecule: messenger RNA, 2780 nt
Organism: Anguilla anguilla (European eel)
Lineage: Eukaryota; Metazoa; Chordata; Actinopteri; Anguilliformes; Anguillidae
Product: archaemetzincin-1-like
Exons: 6
Coding region: 526-2046 (506 amino acids)
Biological process (GO): proteolysis
Molecular function (GO): metallopeptidase activity
Source: RefSeq, a predicted model, not a curated record